This is a messenger RNA of Saprolegnia parasitica CBS 223.65, 1936 nucleotides long. RefSeq lists its product as hypothetical. The record is from RefSeq and is a predicted model, not a curated record. Gene Ontology annotation, biological process: potassium ion transmembrane transport; proton transmembrane transport. Bases 1 to 1848 code for a protein of 615 amino acids. NCBI's taxonomy places the organism in Eukaryota, Oomycota, Saprolegniomycetes, Saprolegniales, Saprolegniaceae. The transcript is spliced from 10 exons. Gene Ontology annotation, molecular function: potassium:proton antiporter activity. Gene Ontology annotation, cellular component: membrane.
AUGCUGCUGCUUGUCCUCGUCUUGAACCUUGGCUUGCUUGCGCUUGCAGCAUCGCCGGCGCCGACCAUUGCAUCGAGCGCCAAGCUCCGCGCCGCUGACCCAACCACGCCGACGCUGGCCAUGCAAGCACCGGCCAAAGAGCCCGAGUCGGCGCUCGACCACCUCGAGAAGCAGCUGCGGCUUAUCGAAGACCUCGAAGAGUCCCUUCUGAACGGCCUCAACCACAUUGACGCAGAGCUCUCGCAGAACCAGCGGCCGCGACGGGGCAUGGCCCAAGCACCCAUUCGCUCCGACAUUCAGGGCCUGCGCAACAACUUGCAGCUGCUUGCGCGCAACCUCAACAUGACGUUUUCAGAGCUCGACACGGUCGAGAAGGACACGGAGGAGAAGGCCAAGCAGCUCAGCGAGGUCCUCCGGCAACAGCACGCCGACGAGCAAGCCCACGAGAUCGAGGCCCAAGGCGCAGAGGCCAUCGACUACGAAUCGGGUCGGCUCAAGAACCUCACGCACUCGGAGCUCUCGGCCAAGGAGCGCCAGCACCUCGAAAAGGUCAAGCACGACGCCGACCCCGCGGUCCUCCACUACGAUUUCAGUCUGCUCGGGCAAAUUGCGCUGCUCUUUGGCGUCUCGGCGCUCGGCGGUAUCGUCACGUCGUGGAUCAACCUCCCGCCAACGAUUGGGUACCUCGUGGGCGGCGCCGUCGUCGGCCCGUCCGGUCUCGGGCUCGUGCACCACUUCAAGGAGGUCGAGACGAUCUCGCUUUUUGGCACAAUCUUUCUCCUCUUUGCCCACGGCGCCGAGUACUCGGUGCAGCGCGCCGACGAGGUGCUCAAGCAAUAUGUGGUCGCGGGUGCGCUCUACGUGGCGUCCACCAUGGUGUGCAUGGCGCUGGUCGGUACGAGUCUGGGCUGGGCGCCGUCUCUCUCGGAAGGCCUCGUUCUCGGCGCGGGCGUCUGCUUUACAUCGACCGCGCCGCUCGCCGAGUAUGUUCGCACGCAGAACCUCCGCCACACGGUGUUUGGUCGGCUCGUCACGGCCAUCGUGGCCGUCCAAGACGUGCUCAUGAGUUUUGCGCUCGCGACACCCGAGUGGUUUACGCACCACAACUCGGCCGGCCUCGUCAGCAUCGCGGUGCUCAAGACACUCUUUGCCUACGGCAUCGUCGUCGGCCUCACGAUCGUCUUGCAUGUGCGCGUCGUGCCGCCGCUGCUCGAGUUUCUCGUGUCGAUGGAGCAUGUCCACCGCUCGCCACUCGUGUUGCUGGGAAUCGUCUCGGUCUGUCUCUUUAUGGCACUCUUCACCGAGACGCUAGGGCUGUCGCUCGAGAGUGGCGCGUUCUUCGCCGGCCUUGCGUUCAUGGGCCAAACGAAUUUAAAAGUGACCCUCACGUCGAUCCGCGUGCUCGAUAACCUCUUUGGGAGCAUGUUUUUUGCCUGCAUUGGCAUGAUUCUCAACCCAGUCUACCUCGUCCGCAACUGCCUCCCCGUGCUCUCGAUGAUGCUGUGCAUUGUCGUCAUCAAGAUCACGCUCGUGGUCGGGCUCAUGACGUUUUUCCACAUCCCGCCCUUGCGUGCGCUGAAAGCGGCGCUGAGCCUCUGCCAGGUGGGCGAGGUCGCGCUCAUUUUCAUGAUCAAGGCGCAGGCGACGCAGCUCCUUUCGCGGCCUGUGUACCUACAGUUCCUCGCAGCCACGUCGCUCUUCCUCGGGCUCUCGCCUUUUCUGCACAAGAGUCUGCAAGGCCAGAGCACCUUCCACUUUGCGUCGGUCGUGAGCCGCAGCAAGUCUCCGAGUCCUGCCGACGACGAUGACGCCAUGCUGCCGCGUUCCCACGCCACCAAGUUUACUUGAAGACUUCUAGUAGAAAAAUGCAUUGCACUCCGAACAGAGCCACGCACCCUGCGUUUGGACAAAGGCUCCCCUAACCCCUUUGGCCUCG